Messenger RNA from Gastrolobium bilobum, 3355 nucleotides. RefSeq lists its product as uncharacterized. The record is from RefSeq and is a predicted model, not a curated record. Lineage: Eukaryota; Viridiplantae; Streptophyta; Magnoliopsida; Fabales; Fabaceae. The annotation marks the transcript as partial. The transcript is spliced from 2 exons.
AUGGCUGAAAACACUCGGAUGCGGGAUGUAACUCAACGACUGGAGACAUUGGAACAACAAACUCACCGCUUAGACAUGCUGGAACAACAAUUGCGUUCAGCUGAAUUAGUACGUGAACAACAACAUUUGGACCUACAAGAGUCCAACGCUCAGUUACAGGAGUCUCAGACUCAAAUCAAGCUAGCAUUACAGCGUAUACUUGAUGGGCAACAUUCUGGUGGUUACUCUCAUUCUGGUCUACUUGGUUCUGGCCCGGGGUCAAAGUCUAACGCUAGCAGUUCAGAUCUGGGCAAACAACGUCCAUUUAAACUCAUUUUUCCCAGAUUUUCUUCUGGUGACCCAACCUCUUGGCUUUUUUCUGUGGACAAAUAUUGUCAGUAUUAUCAAAUUGGUGAUGAAGAACGAUUACUAAUUGUGUCGUUCCAUUUGGAUGAUCCCGCGGCUUGCUGGUUUAGGGGUCUUAGUGAUGAGGGUUUACUCCCAACUUGGGCUUCAUUUAUCACAGCGUUACACAGACGGUUUGGCCCUUCUGAAUUUGAUGAACCCAUUGGUGCCCUAGCUAAGUUACAACAACAGGGUUUGGUUAUUGAUUACCAAUCUACAUUUGAAGCUGCUGCCAGUAAGGUUCCUGGUUUAUCAGCCACUAUGAAACGUGGUCUUUUUAUUUCAGGACUCAAACCUCGCAUCCGUCGUUCAGUGCUCACUCAACGCCCUACGGAUUGGCAUGAAGCAUUAGCCUUAGCCAAAGUUUUUGAGGACCAGCAAUUUGACGAAAAACCCAUGCGGCCUUGGCUUGCUCGACAGCCCACAGCCACUACUCCCACUUCCCAACACCAGUUUUUGUCACCACCCAAAAUCAUUACUCCAUUGGGCCUCACAUCCACCAUUCAACCUAAACCAAUACCCGCUAUUCCUAUUCGCCGUUUAUCUCCAGCUGAGAUGCAAGUAAGGAGAGAAAAAAAUCUUUGUUUCAAUUGUGAUGAAAAAUUCGUUUAUGGACAUAAAUGCAAAGCACGGGCUUCCCUAUUGUUUUUGGAAGGCCCAGAAGAAGAUGAGCCCCCAGAUCCCAUAGUCCCAGAUCCCACGGAACCUGAACUACAAUUGGAAGAACACAAUGAUACCCCGGAGAUAAGUUUCAAUGCCUUAUUUGGUACUUAUUCUUCGAAAUCAUUCUGUUUAACUGGUUCUAUCUUUGGCCAAUCCAUCCAAAUUUUAAUUGAUGGAGGGAGCACACAUAAUUUCAUUACACCGAGAGUAGCUACUCAUUUGCAUUUAACUCUGUUAGCUGUUCCACAAUUUAAGGUACAAGUGGGGAAUGGCGAUUCCUUAACCUGUUCAGCUAUGUGCCAAUCUGUUCCUUUAAAUAUUCAAUGUAACAAAUUUCCAUUGGAUUUGUUUGUUUUGGAAUUACAAGGAGCUGAUAUUGUGUUAGGUGUUCAAUGGUUGGCUACAUUAGGACCUAUUCUGACAGAUUACCACAACAUGACAAUAGGCUUUACGCACCAAGGGAAACAUGUCAGCCUACAUGGUGACCAACGCAUUGCUGCCAGUUUAAUUACUUCCUCACAAUUGCAAAAAUUGUUAACACAAAAGUCCCUGGAUUCAUGUCUCAUGUGCUUAUCUGUUGUGACUACACCUAAGACAGCGACCUUACCACCUCCUACAAGUGUGGAUCAGAAUCCAGAUGUUCAGCAAUUAUUGGACCAAUAUAGGGAUGUCUUUGCAACUCCAUCUUCCCUACCCCCUGAUCGGCCCAACAAUCACAAAAUUCAAUUAAUCUCUGAUGCAAAGCCUGUCCAAGUUAGACCAUACAGAUAUCCUCACUUCCAGAAAAAUGAAAUAGAAAAAUUGGUUUCCGAGAUGUUGCACAAUGGGUUAAUUCGUCCUAGUCACUCAGCUUUUAGUUCCCCGGUUCUAUUGGUCAAGAAAAAAGAUGGGACUUGGCGCUUCUGUGUUGAUUAUCGUGCUCUAAAUGCUGUAACUGUGAGUGAUAAAUUUCCAAUUCCCACAAUUGAUGAAUUGAUGGAUGAAUUACACGAUGCCACAAUUUUCUCAAAGCUGGAUCUACGCUCAGGAUAUCACCAAAUUAAGAUGCAUCCUACAGACAUACAUAAACCAGCAUUUCGCACACAUCACGGCCACUACAAAUUUUUGGUCAUGCCCUUUGGAUUGUCAAAUGCACCAUCGACUUUUCAGGCUACCAUGAAUCAGGAGCACAUUAACCAUUUACAGCAGGUCUUACUAAUUUUAAGGGAAAAUUCUUUGUUCGCAAAGUUGUCCAAAUGUCUGUUUGCCCAACCAUCACUUCAAUUUUUAGGACACAUUAUUUCUGGUGAAGGCGUAGCACCUGAUCCCAGCAAAACUCAAGCGAUUCAGAAGUGGCCUAUUCCUCAAUCUGCAACUCAAGUUAGAGCCUUCUUAGGCCUUUCCGGGUAUUAUCGUCGGUUUAUCCGACAUUAUGCUUCCAUUGCAGCACCGUUAACAGACCUCCUAACAAAAGAUGGGUUCCGCUGGUCAUCAGCGGCAUCAGAUGCCUUUGUCAAGCUCAAAGCUUCGAUGACAGACACGCCAAUAUUAGCAUUGCCCAAUUUUAAGGAACCCUUUAUUGUGGAGACAGACGCUUCAGGAAUUGGAGUUGGUGCAUUUUUGUUACAAAACAAUCACCCAAUUGCGUUCUAUAGCAGGAAAUUGGCACCCUCUAUGCGCACCAAAUCCACAUACAUACGUGAGAUGUUUGCAAUCACAUCUGCAGUAGCCAAAUGGAGACAGUACCUGUUGGGAGUACCGUUCACCAUCCGCACAGAUCACAAAAGCUUGCAUAACCUUAUGAAUCAGGUUAUCCAAACCCCGGAACAACAAUCGUUCCUGUCAAAGCUACUGGGCUUUGAUUACACUAUUACAUACAAAUCUGGUAAAGCCAAUAUUGUGGCCGAUGCUUUAUCCAGACAUCCAGAAGGGGUUUCUGAUUCAAACACACCCCAUCUGGCUGCUUUGAGUGGCGCAAUUAGUGAUUACAAAUCCCUACUCCUACAAGAAUUACAACAAGACCCAUAUUGUGCUACAAUAUUAACAGAAUUACAAACAGAGCCAGCAAAAUGGAAUCAUUGGAAAAAUAAAGAGGGGUUGUUGUUCUUUCGCAAUAGAAUUGUGUUUCCAUCUGCGUCGUCCAUCAUCCCUUAUUUAUUACAUGAUCUCCAUACUUCAGUACAAGGGGGUCAUUCUGGCCUCACUGGUACUCUGCAGAGGAUUGCCCAAAGUUUCACCUGGAAGGGAAUGAGAAAAACAAUACGGCAGUAUGUGGCCAACUGUGAAAUCUGUCAAAAAAUCAAACCUCCCAACCAUUCUUCUCCAUACG